Molecule: messenger RNA, 4100 nt
Organism: Capra hircus (goat)
Lineage: Eukaryota; Metazoa; Chordata; Mammalia; Artiodactyla; Bovidae
Gene: NMT2
Product: N-myristoyltransferase 2
Exons: 12
Coding region: 118-1614 (498 amino acids)
Biological process (GO): N-terminal peptidyl-glycine N-myristoylation
Cellular component (GO): cytoplasm
Molecular function (GO): glycylpeptide N-tetradecanoyltransferase activity
Source: RefSeq, a predicted model, not a curated record
CGCGCCCGGAGGAGACGGCGAGCUGCGCUAGAGGGAGCUUCUCCCGCUACCGCCUUCGCCGCGCCCGCCCCCCGCGCUCGCGCCCUCCAGCGCCGCCUCCCAGCCCGCGCCGCCGAGAUGGCGGAGGACAGCGAGUCCGCGGCCAGCCAACAGAGCCUGGAGCUGGACGACCAGGACACGUGCGGGAUCGACGGGGACAAUGAGGAAGAGACGGAGCACACCAAAGGAAGUCCUGGAGGGGACUUGGGUGCCAAAAAGAAAAAGAAGAAACAGAAGAGAAAAAAGGAGAAACCAAAUUCUGGAGGCACCAAGUCAGACUCGGCAUCCGAUUCCCAGGAGAUUAAGAUUCAGCCGCCUUCAAAAAAUUCCACCAUCCCAAUGCAGAAGUUGCAGGAUAUCCAGAGGGCAAUGGAGCUGUUAUCUGCAUGCCAGGGCCCUGCCAGAAACAUUGAUGAGGCUGCCAAACACAGAUACCAGUUUUGGGACACACAGCCGGUACCCAAACUAAAUGAAGUAAUAACGUCUCAUGGCGCAAUUGAAGCUGAUAAAGAAAACGUGCGUCAGGAACCGUACUCCCUGCCGCAGGGUUUUAUGUGGGACACUUUAGACUUGGGUAACGCCGAAGUGCUCCGGGAGCUGUACACCUUGCUGAAUGAGAACUACGUCGAGGAUGAUGACAACAUGUUCCGGUUUGACUACUCGCCCGAGUUCCUGCUGUGGGCUCUGCGUCCCCCAGGCUGGCUCCUUCAGUGGCACUGUGGAGUCAGGGUGUCUUCAAACAAAAAACUGGUGGGGUUCAUCAGUGCCAUCCCCGCAAACAUUCGGAUCUAUGACAGUGUGAAGAAGAUGGUCGAAAUCAACUUUCUUUGUGUUCAUAAGAAGUUGAGAUCAAAACGGGUAGCCCCAGUGUUGAUUCGAGAAAUAACCAGAAGAGUGAACCUGGAAGGGAUUUUCCAGGCCGUUUAUACCGCUGGAGUGGUUCUUCCAAAGCCAGUGGCCACGUGCAGAUACUGGCAUCGAUCACUAAACCCCAGGAAAUUGGUAGAAGUGAAAUUUUCUCACUUGAGUAGAAAUAUGACUUUGCAGAGAACGAUGAAGCUGUACAGACUUCCAGAUGUUACAAAAACUUCAGGCUUGAGGCCAAUGGAACCAAGAGAUAUCAAAGCUGUUCAAGAACUCACCAACACAUACCUGAAGCAGUUUCAUCUAGCCCCAGUGAUGGAUGAAGAGGAAGUAGCCCACUGGUUCCUCCCUCAGGAGCACAUCAUUGACACUUUUGUAGUGGAGAACUCCAGUGGUAAACUAACUGACUUCCUGAGCUUCUACACACUCCCCUCCACAGUCAUGCACCACCCGGCUCACAAGAGCCUCAAAGCCGCCUACUCCUUCUACAACAUCCACACAGAGACACCCCUGCUGGAUCUCAUGAGCGACGCCCUCAUCAUCGCCAAGCUGAAAGGAUUUGAUGUAUUCAAUGCACUAGAUUUGAUGGAAAAUAAGACAUUCUUGGAAAAACUCAAGUUUGGCAUAGGCGAUGGCAAUUUACAGUAUUACCUGUAUAACUGGAGGUGUCCAGGGACAGAGUCUGAAAAGGUUGGACUUGUAUUACAGUAGAUGGAUAUUUCUAUUGAUAUUUCUAGAACUCUGACAUCAUCAUUCGUUAAUACCCUAAAGAUUCCUGGAACUGCCAUUCCAAAGAAGAAUAAAAGCACAACUUAAGUGACAUCGAAGUGUCAGUAACAGAAGAGAUGGAAAAGCAUCCAUUUGUGACCAUACAUGUAGAACACCUUUCUAGCUGACAUUAACAUCCAUCCUUUUUUUCCACUGUUGACCCGUUUGUAGGAGGGAUGCAAAGAGGGUGCAGAGCACAUUCCUCUGGUUCUCAACCUUCUGGCUGUCUCCUGAUGAGAGAGCCAGAGGUCUCUUCCUCUCUCUAGAAAAGGGACUGCUUUUCUAUGAACUGAACAGAAGUCACAGAAUUGUGUAAGAAAAUCUUUGCCACUGUGUGGAGAUAAACUGCGGCAUUUCUAUCUAUGAAGUGAUGGUCUGCGGAUCCACAUAGCAGAAUGAGGGAGCCACUCGGAAAGUGUUUACUUACAUCACCAUACACGAUCUCAUCGGAACCAGCACUUUUUUAACUCAGUGACACGCAGUGGGUGUUAAAGAGCAAGAUAAAAAUGUCCUGGGACUAUUAUUUCUCAAGAAGUGAAGUUGCCAAAUCAGUAAACACACAAAUUGUACUUUGAUCUCUAGCAGGACAAUGGAUUGGUUCCAAAGCAAGGUUUGGGGCAGACAUGAAGUGUGCUCUCUGAAGAGUGUCCUCCCCCUGCCAAACUAGACUUCUGCUCCUGCACAGAUUCUAGUUUCUUCUCAGCAACAGCCAGGAUAUGUGAGGAAAAGGAAAUCAAAGCCCGCAAGUCAGAAGACAUGCCCAGAGGAGUUCAUUAGUGCCAUCAGGACACUGAGAGUUUGAAUGUUUUUUAUUACUUAUGCAGAAUUGCACAUAUUCCUCUACGCUGACUCUAACUUACCAUGAAAGCUGUCCUGCCCUAGGAAGAUGUCUUAUUUGUAAAUAAGUCUCAUAGUUUUGUUACUGAUGGUGUUUUUAUCUAGGAUUUGAAAAACUCAGUGUGCACAAAUACGUAUGUAUAUUGCCGACAGUCCAAGGGGAAAAGAUGGUGGAUGAGGCCACCUCAACUGGCCUUGACUCAAAUACCACAAAGUAGAUAUUUCCUGCCUUCACGUACCGGUGCCCGACAGUCCAAGGGGAAAGAUGGUGGAUGAGGCCACCUCAACUGGCCUUGACUCAAAUACCACAAAGUAGAUACUUCCUGCCUUUACGUACCAGUGCCUCGGCCGUUCGGUCCAUAAACAUCCAGUUCCCUUAGACAACAGGAUGGCCUUCCUUCAUGUUACACGUGGUCAAAGGAAACAAUCAUACCUUAUACCAGGCAGGAGCUGGCAACCUGUGGCCUGUGAACUAAACUCAGCCCAUAGCCUUCUGUACAGCCCAGGAGCUAAGAGUGAUGUUUAUAUUUUUUUGAAUGGUUGAGGAGAAAAAAAAAGACAAAAGAAUACCAUUUUGUGACACAAAAAUUAUAGGAAAUUGAGAUGUCAGCAUCCAUAAAUAAAGUGUUGUGGGAACAUGGCCCUGGUCAUUCAUUCGUUGCCUGUGUGUGGCUGCCUUACUCUACAAAAUAGUUAAGAACUGUUCUGACAGAGACCAUGAACCCAAGGCCUAACACAUUUACAGCCUGGCCCUUUUCAGAAACAAAUUCUGUCGCCCCUGAUUUCCCCUAAGAAGCUGAGAGCAAAUUUCUGAAGCUUCUGGUCAUCCGGAAGGCCAGCUCACAGCUGUGAUGCUCUGGGACCUCCACUAGGGGGUGCGCGUGGGCCCCUUAAGUCCUCCCUAAUUGAGGACAAGUGCUGUUUUCCUUCUUGAAGGCACAAGGUUAGAUUUCUCAUACACGUAGACUCAAAGCCAACUGCACUACCAUUUUUUUCCAAACAGGAGCAGGAUGGCUUCAGAAGCCAAAGUGAACCAAUUCACUGAAACACCAGAAUUAAGUAAAUGAGAUUUUUAACUUAAUCUGCAAAAGAGGUUCCAGUUGAGAAUCAUGCCCCACUUGUUUUUAUGGCAGUCUUAUACAAAGUAGGUUUUCAAAAAAUCGCUUGAUUGCCACUCAGAAAUUUUGUACAGGCUCACUUCAUCAUGGAACUGUGGCAGUUACUCUAUUCACUUACAUAGUUGCUGUUGUUAUAGGCUUCAUAUUCUUUUACUCGUUUUAAAUUCAGUAGUUAAUAAAUGAUUAGCACAUCCAUCUCUUUAUAAUGUAAACAUGCUACCAAUGAGCAUUUUAAAAUAGAAAAUCAGUAAAACAGCUCAUGUUUAUAAAAUAGCUGUUAUUAUAGAACCAAAUUUCAGUGUAAUAUAUAGUCAUAGAUUAAAAAAACCACACUAUCCCAUGUCCUUUGUCAGCAACGGAAGUGCGCUAGUCCAUGACAUAUCCUUGCCCCCCGCCUUUUUGGUCAAGAUGACAUUCAGUCGAUUUAAGAAAUAGGUGGCAUAAUCCACAAAUCAACCAGAAUUUAGGCUAAAA